Symbiodinium natans is the source of this 9405-nucleotide messenger RNA. Lineage: Eukaryota; Dinophyceae; Suessiales; Symbiodiniaceae. The record is from the annotation of a GenBank genome assembly.
AUGCUCGAGGCCGUCGAGAGGCAGCACAACAUCAUCUUACAGGAGAUCGUUAUCAAGCUGGAGGACAGCAGCCCGCCGACAAAGACACAUCUGUCGCUUCCGGGCCAACCAGCACCUCCUCACAGCCAAAGCGGUGACCAUGUUCCGACUGUGAGGCACGACAGCGAGGAGAGCAUCGCCAGGAGCCUAUCCGGAACAAACUACCGGCCGCAGAUCUCCCAAAACUCCGAUCGAGCUUUCAAGGGCACAUCGUCCACCAAAAACUCUGCGUUCAUUGCGGCCAUACGCAAGCGUGGUCGGGCCAGCGACCGCUUGUCCGGGGCCCUGACUCGGCCCAUUUGGCACCCAGGACGCCUCGUGAACAGCACGCAUUUCGACAUCUUCUUCUGCGUCAUCAUUUUGCUCAACACGGUGGUGAUGGGUCUCGAGUUGCAGUACGCUGGCUUGCAGAGAGGCUACGAGCUCGGCUACCCCAACUUCACCUUGCCUGCAAGUGAGUUGUGGCCGCAUGCUGAAGAUGUCUUCACGGCUCUCGACUGGGCCUUCGGCAUUGUCUACGUGAUUGAGAUUGGGGUUCGAAUUGCUGGAACUAGGUGGGCGUUUUUCCGGGAUGCCAACAACUGGUUUGACACCUCGUUGGUGCUUCUGUGGUUGGGGGAGCUCUCCUGGAGUCAGCAUCUGCCCGUGGAUUCCGGCAUGCUGCGAACGCUGCGCCUGGCAAGGAUUCUUCGCCUGGUUAGACUCAUGCGAACGAUGCAGGGCUUUGAUGCCCUGUACAUCAUGACAACUGCCAUGUACGGGAGCCUGGUUGUGCUCUUUUGGUCAUUCAUGCUACUUCUGCUCGUGCAGACGACGAUCGCAUUUUGCCUGACCCAGAUUUUGGGAGGCUUCUUUCAUGAUGCUGAUGUGUCUGUCUCGCAGAAGAUCGAGGUUUUUCAGUAUUUCGGGACAGCGUCCCGAUCAAUGUUUACCAUGUUCGAGCUUACACUGGCGAACUGGAGCAUUGUUGGACGAAGUCUGCAAGAGAACGUGUCUGAGUACUUUGCAAUCUUCAACGUUGCCUACAAGCUGGUCGUGGGAUUUGCUGCGGUGGGAAUCAUCAAUGCGGUUUUCAUGCAGGAAACAUUCAAAGUGGCCUCAUCGGACGACAACGUGAUGAUGCGGCAGAAGGAGCGGGAUUUGCGAAUGCACACAAAGAAGAUGAAGACUUUGUUCGAGGCUGCUGACGAGUCUGGUGAUGGCGUCGUCGACAUUGACGAGUUCAGGAAAAUUUUUGAGCUGCCGGAGAUCAGGACUUGGUUGUCCGCGCAAGAGUUACCAGUCGGAAAUCCCGAUCUUCUCUUUACGCUGCUCGAUGACGGGGAUGGUGGGCUCACAGCCGGAGGUAUCGGAAAGGUGAUCUGCCCGGACAUGUCUCGCUCUGAAUUCAUGCCAACCUGCGGCACCCAUCCUGACAAUCAGUGCCUGAAAAGCCAUGCUGCGCAGCCACACUAUGCCUACACCGGCAUGAAGAAGUGGUGCGCGGUGCCCCUGCUUCUUGCCAUUAGUAGUGCCGAGCUCUGCUUACCUGAUGCCAUCCCCGAAGGGGAGCGUCAGAGCGUGCUUGACCCCGCGGGCAGGGAGAUCCCGAUCAAGUUUAUAGUUUUCAACUGGCAUGCAGCGGAGCUCAUUUCUGCUAUCGCCAAAAUCCUGGUGGAGGAGGCUCUUGGAUACCGUGCGGUCUUCGACCAGCAUAGGCCAUCGACGGUCAUGGAAGUCGCAUUGAAAUUGUCCGGAUGCUUGGAUAGCACCUGCAACGACAUGCAGAUCAGCGACAGCCACGUGGCUCUUGACUGCUGGCUGGGGUCCGCGGGAACCGAUUCCUUGACCUUCAUGCAGCAGCAUCCCGGAAAGGAUCUUGGUUCCAUUGGCUACGAAGGGGAGGAAGCGCUGGUCGUUGCAGGGAAGCUCGUUGAGGAAGCCUACGAGGAUUCCGGCUUCGCCUUGGACUUCUACAGGACCUACAACCAGUCCCACUACAAUGCUAAGAAGCACUUUGCCGGAACAGCCGACCUCCCGAUCCAGGACUUCUUCCGAUGUGACAAUCCAGCAACCAUCUUUACCGACGCGCCUUACAUGAACGAUUACGCACGCUGGUCAGGUGAUACGGCUGGGCUGCUGGCGGUGGAAGGAGGCUAUCACGCUUACUGUCCAGACAGCUACUUCUGGAUAGCCCCGGCUUGCCGCCACAACACCUCGCAGUGCAUUCCUAUCGUGGCCGCUGAGUGGGGGUGGAUGGUGGAUGGUUUCAUGGCAUGGUCCACAGCUUAUGGAAUACCGACGGCCAUAGGCCUGACACGCACGAUCCCAUUGUGGCCCAAGAACUUUGGCAACUUUCGCGUGCUGGGCUACUGGUAUCGGCCGGAUGCAGGGCUGGUGGCCUAUGACCCAAGGCCCCUCAUCUUCCCACGGCACUCGUCUAGCGAGUGGGCCGAAGGGAACAAGAGGACAGCAGGCAUCGGCACCUACAUCGGCAAGCUUGCAAACCGCCAGCUGCGCACCCAAGCAGCAAAGGUGCAUGGCUUGCUGUCAAACCUGAAGCUCGAGCUGGUAGCCAUGGAACGCCUCCUCUUUCAAGCAGAAGUGGACGGACAAAGCUCAUCGCAGGCGCUGAAGAACGUUGCUUGCCAGUGGGUGCUCGCCAAUCGAGAGACGUUCUGCAUGGACUGCGCAGCAGGCAAGUUCUCAGAGCGAAGGGUGCACGUUCGGAACCUUCUCAAACUCCUCCGGGGCGACGAGCUGUCUGCCUUGUGGAACCGGAAGCGCUUGGACGACGAGUGGCUCGAAGUCGAUGGCGCUGACAAUGAGAGCUUCUGCCACUGCCGGCCGAACUUCUUUCUCGACGCAAGUGCUGGCCAGUGUGAAGGGGACAGCCAGCUCCUGCUGCAUCCUGGCUACUUCUCUGCGGCCACCGACCCUGACUUCAGGUCUUUUUCCCUGGUCUAUCUCAGGUGCUACGGUAAAGCUGGGGCUGCUGGACGCUCCAUGGCAAGGACCGUUGCUCGUGCAACCCGGGCCCCCACCAAGGACUUGCUGCCCCUCAAGGCCCUCACAAAGGCUUGCGGUAACCUCCAGAAGCAUGGGAGGCGAGAGUCGUAUCGGGACGCUGGCCCAGUCGAGGGGCAGGCAGGUGCUACGGCAACCCAGAGCGCUGCCCAGGUGGGCUUCCAGGAACCUGCGCCACAGGUGGCCUGCGCACAAUGUCUGCCUGGUUUGCACUCCACGGGCUCGGAGUGCGUGCCCUGCAGCGAGGGGGACUACAUGCUCCUCUUCCUCCUUGCUGUGAUCUUCCUCACGACUUCGGGACUCCUCCAUCUCUUCUUGGUACGCUUGGACUCGAACCGUCGCGGCCAGCAUGGCAACCUGCUCAUGGCGGGCCUGUAUGCUACACAGCUCAUCAACAGCUUACAGCUGCUGGUCGUUUUGAGGAAGAUCGACAUCGUCUGGGGAUAUCCUUUUGACAUGAUUCUCGAAGCGUUCAGCUUCCUUUCCUUGGAGCACAUUCUCUUCUCGCUGAAUGCAGUGACCUGUGUGACACCCCCAGCUCCAGGCCUGCAGUUCUUGCUUCAGACAAUUGGCCUCCCGGGCUACGUGAUGAUGGGCCCCGUUCUGGUUCACUUGGCUCUGGUGCUAAUGCACCCUCGGUCGAAGCGGCCGCACUUCAACGUUUUCGCUCAGACGCUUGGAUCUCUGAGCGUGCUCUUCUUCAUCGUGCUCUGUACGUCUGUGGUGACACCCUUCGAGUGCCAGUCUCACCCCAAUGGCCUCUUUACGAUGCAGUCGCGCAUCGGUGCGCUCUGCUACACUAAUUCGCACUUCCAACUUUGUGCCCUCGGUGCUUCCUUAGCCCUGCUUCCUGCGGGCUUCCUGGCACUGUGUACUUGGCUGAUUUUGGUGGAGUACCCAAGGCGCUUGCAACGCACGGACGUGCGCUUUGUCCGGAUGUGCUCCUUCCUUGCAAUGCGCUUUCGGCCCGGGGCCGAAGCCUUUGCUGUCUUUGUGCUUAUCCGGAAUGCGCUCUUUGCUCUCGCACCUGUGCUCCCCUCCGUGAACGCCGGCCUGUUGCUCAUCCUCGUCCUCUUGAAUAGUAGCAUCUUGGCACUCGCGUUCUUCAAACCAUGGCGCUCCCGACUUGCGUGCUACACUGACAUCUUGGUCUCCAGUGUGUUUGUCGCCAUCCUCUUCCAGGGUAGCUUCUUCGUGAAAGCCGUGGACGGCGCGGCGGCCAUGAUCUUGUGCUGCUUUCUGCUGGUCCUCGUCAUUGUCUGCCUGGCUGGCAUUGGGGCACUGUCCUUGCUGCAACACUUUUGCGGGAGCGGGGCCAGCUUUGGGUUCUUCAUCUGCCAUCAUAAGAAGUUCACAGGCCUGUGUGAGGUGGAGAUGUUGCUUGUCCUGGGCACAACUCAGCUCCUGACCCGAAAAUGGUGCCUUGCAGAGAUCGUAACUGCCAGACUCCAUCAGGUCCACACGAUCCUCGUGGCACUUCCCGAUUUCUCGCUGCCCUCCGACCACUUCAUCGAGACCUUCCAGAGCGCCAGCGAGGUCGGCGAGCUUGCAGCCUACGGCUUUGGCUUGUCGGACAUCACCGAUGCCCUGAAUCUUUGCUUGAACGGGGGAGGAUGUUAUCGCUCCAAGGAGGUGGCUACAGGAAGUGAAGACAUUCAGCUGCUUGGAUUCACCGGUCUGCAGAAGCCGCUGACGCUGGCAGCCUUGGAGGAGGUCACCGACCAGGUAGCGGGCGUCAACCGGCCCACGGUCCUACAUCCAAGGGACUCAGACUCUUGGUUAUACUCGUGGGUGAAGUAUUUCUUCUGGGGAAACACCGAUCCCGAUGACGUGGAGGCCCUUGCUACAGCACACACUCUGCGCCACCUGAUGUCUCCACAUUGCCUGCAUUUGUUCGGCGUUCUUCCGGUGGUAUUGACGCAGGUCACCACGCCAAGGGCUUCGGGCCAAUGGCAGCCGAUAAUGCUAGUCAUGGUUUGCACGCAGAACUGCCUGACCUCUCCAGACAUCAUGCGUUGGAUUCUGGAGGAAGACUAUUGUAUGCCGACAUCCUCACGGGCAUUCAACACGCUCGUCGAGGACUUGAGUUGCGAGAAUGCUUCCAAGUAUGUCCUCAAGGCGAUCUUCAUGCAAAUCGCUGUGCACUUCUUGCCCAGGUCCUCUUCAGAAAAGGCCCUUGAGGCAAAUGCCCAGCAAGUGACCAUGCGGCUCCGAGCCGAGCAUGCGGCCUACUUGGGCUCUCUCAUGGACAUGUCGUGGUUUACGUCGCAGCGGUCUCACAGCUUGGCCGAGUUGGUAGAGCAGCAGCAGGACAUCGCGUCCAAGAGCGCCGAGUCACUGGAGUCACUUGAGCCACUGGAAGUCGAGCCUGAGGAAGAGUGCGUCAAGCAAGAAGGCAGCGGCACCGCAGUGCCCGAGUACCUGCUUGAAGCCAUGCAAGAGGAGCUGACGGAAGUCAUCGAUUGUAUGCAAGUGCCUCUUCCCAUACUCGGAGGAGGUGUUAAGAAAGCCAUGCUGCGCAGCCAUGCCAGUGCCCGCACCAGUCUGAAGCAGUGGUGCGCGGCGCUUCUACUUUUUGUUAUUUCUGGUUCCGAGCUCUGCUUACCUGAUGCCAUCCCCGAAGGGGAGCGUCAGAACGUGCUUGAUUCGGUGGGCAGGGAGAUCCCGAUCAAGUUCAUAGUUUUCGACUGGAAUGCAGCAGAGGUCCUUUCCUCCAUCGCCAAAAUCCUGGUGGAGGAGGCGCUUGGAUACCAUGCUGUCUUUGAUGAGCACAGGCCGUUCACUGUCAUGGAAGUCGUAUUGAAAUUGUCCGGAUGCCUGGACAGCACCUGCAACGACAUGCAGAUCAGUGACAGCCACGUGGCUCUUGACUGCUGGCUUGGGUCCGCAGGUACCGACACAGAUACGUUCAUGCAGCAGAAUCCUGGUAAGGCUCCGGAAGAUCUUGGUUCCAUCGGUUACGAAGGGGAGGAAGCGCUGGUCGUUGCAGGGAAGCUCGUUGACGAAGCCUAUGAGCAUUCCGGCUUCGCCUUGGACUUCUACAGGUCCUACAACCAGUCCCACUACAGUGCUAGGAAGCACUUUGACGGGAUAGCAGACCUGCCUCGUGAGGACUUCUUGCGAUGUGACGAUCCAGUCGCCAUCUUUGUCGACACGCCUUACAUGAAUGACUACGCGCGCUGGUCAGGCGAUACGGAUGGGCUGCUGGCGGUGGAAGGUGGCUACCAUGCUUACUGUCCGGACGGUUACUUCUGGAUAGCGCCGGCUUGCCGCCACAACACCUCAGAGUGCAUUCCCAUCGUAGGCGAAAGGUGGGGGUGGAUGGUGGAUGCGUAUAUGGCGUGGUCCACAGCUUACGGGAUUCCGACGGCCAUAGGCCUGACACGCACGACCCCGUUGUGGCCAAAGAACUUUGCCAACUUCCGCGUGCUGGCUUACUGGUAUCGGCCGGACGCAAGCCUCCUGGCCUAUGACCCCCGACCGAUCAACUUCCCGCGGCACUCGCCUAGCGAGUGGGCUCAAGGGAACAAGAGAACAGCCGGCAUCGGGACCUACAUCGGCACGCUUGUAAACCGCCAGUUGUCCACCCAAGCGAAGAAGGUUCACGGCCUGCUGUCGAACCUGAAGCUCGAGCUGGUAGACAUUGAGCGCCUCCUCUUGCAAGCCGACGUGGAUGGACAAAGUUCAUCGCAGGCUCUGAGGAACGUGGCUUGCCAGUGGGUGCUCGCCAACCGCGAGAAGUGGCAGAGCUGGGUGCCGCGAGACACCAGUUGCAUCCCCGGCUUCGGACUCCGAGAUUCAGAGGGUCUUUUCACCUCCUUGCGCGAGAGUGCGGCGCUCUGCGCUGUCUGUCCACCCGGGAUGUUCUCAACUCCACUGCUGGAUGAUCUUGGGCAGACCUACACCUGCCAGCAGUGCGAUGCCGGCACGCACCAGAACCAAGCAGGAGAGACGUUCUGCAUGAACUGCGCAGCAGGCAAGUUUUCAGAGACACCAGGCCGUUCGGAAUGCGAAGGGUGCACGUUUGGAACCUUCUCAAACUCCUCCGGGGCGACGAGCUGCCAGUCUUGUGGAAAUGGAAGCGCCUGGACGACGAGUCGCUACGCGGAAGUCCGCGGCGAAGCAAGGUGGAUCGAAGUCGAUGGCGCUGACAACGAGAGCUUCUGCCACUGCCGGCCGAACUUCUACCUCGACACAAGUGCUGGUCAAUGCAUGGAAUGCACAGAAGGUGCAAACUGUGAAGGGGACAGCCAGCUCCAGCUGCGUCCUGGCUACUUCUCCACGGCCACAUACCCCGGCUCAAUCUUCCGGUGCUACGGCAACCCGGAGCGCUGUCCGGGUGGGCUUCCAGGAACCUGCGCUGCGGGUAGGGACUUGAGCUCAGUGGCCUGCGCGCAAUGUCUGCCUGGUUUGCAUUCCACGGGCUCGGAGUGCGUGCCCUGCAGCGAGGGGGACUACAUGCUCAUCUUCCUUCUGGCUGUGAUGACCCUCACGAUUUCGGGACUCCUCCAUCUCUUCUUGGUACGCUUGGACUCGGACCACCGCGGCCAGCAUGGCGACCUGCUCGUGGCAGGCCUGUAUGCUACACAGCUCAUCAACAGCUUACAGCUGCUGGUCGUUUUGAGGAAGGUCGACAUCGUCUGGGGAUAUCCUUUUGACAUGGUCCUCGAAGCGUUUAGCUUCCUUUCCUUGGAGCACAUUCUCUUCUCGUUGAAUGCAGUGACCUGUGUGACACCCCCAACUCCAGCCCUGCAGUUCUUGCUUCAGACAAUUGGCCUUCCGGGCUACGUGAUGAUGGGCCCCGUUCUGGUUCACUUGACCCUGGUGCUACUGCACACUCGGUCGAAGCGUCCGCACUUCAACGUUCUCGCUCAGACGCUUGGAUCUCUGAGCGUGCUCUUCUUCAUCGUGCUCUGUACGUCUGUGGUGACACCCUUCGAGUGCCAGUCUCACCCCAAUGGACUCUUUACGAUGCAGUCGCGCAUCGGUGCGCUCUGCUACACUAAUUCGCACUUCCAACUUUGUGCCCUGGGUGCUUCCUUGGCCCUGCUUCCCGCGGGCUUCCUGGCACUGUGUGCUUGGCUGAUUUUGGUGGAGUACCCAAAGCGUUUGCAGCGCACGGACGUGCGCUUUGUCCGGAUGUGCUCCUUCCUUGCAAGGCGUUUUCGGCCCGGGGCCGAAGCCUUUGCCGUCUUUGUGCUUUGCCGGAAUGCGCUCUUUGCUCUCGCACCUGUGCUCCCCUCCGUGAACGCCGGUUUGCUGCUCAUCCUCGUCCUCUUGGGUUGCAGCAUCUUGGCACUCGCGUUCUUCAAACCAUGGCGCUCCCGACUUGCGUCCUACACUGACAUCUUGGUCUCCUGUGUGUUUGUCGCCAUCCUCUUCCAGGGCAGCUUCUUCGUGAAAGCCGUGGACGGCGCGGCGGCCAUGAUCUUGUGCUGCUUGAUGCUGGUCCUCGUCAUUGUCUGCCUGGCUGGCAUUGGGGCACUGUCCCUGCUGCAAUAUUUUUGCGGGAGAGGGACCAACUAUGGGUUCUUCAUCUGCCACCAGAAGAAGUUCACAGGCAGCCUCGCGCGCUUGCUCAAGAUUGAGCUCCAAGUUCGUGGUUUCCGGGUUUUCCUGGAUGCCGACGACCUCACAGACCUGACGCAGCUCCUGCCAAUCGUCGCAGAGAAGGUGGAGAUGUUGCUUGUCCUGGGUACACCUCAGCUCCUGACCCGAAAAUGGUGCCUUGCGGAGAUCGUAACUGCCAGACUCUGGGAUGAGGUGGCUACAGGAAGUGAAGACAUUCAGCUGCUUGGAUUCACCGGUCUGCAGAAGCCGCUGACGUUCGCAGCCUUGGAGGAGGAUGACGUGGAGGCCCUUGCUACAGCACACACUCUGCGCCACCUGAUGUCUCCACAUUGCCUGCAUUUGUUCGGCGUUCUUCCGGUGGUAUUGAACUGCCUGACCUCUCCGGACAUCAUGCGUUGGAUUCUGGAGGCAGACAUUCUCGACCAAGAAGACUAUUGUAUGCCGACAUCCUCACGGGCAUUCAACACGCUCGUCGAGGACUUGAGGUGCGAGAAUGCUUCCAAGUAUGUCCUCAGGGCGAUCUUCAUGCAAAUCGCUGUGCACUUCUUGCCCAGGAGCUCUCUCAUGGACAUGUCGUGGUUCACGUCGCAGCGGUCUCAAAGCUUGGCUGAGUUGGUCGAGCAGCAGCAGAACAUCGCGUCCAAGAGCGCCGAGUCACUAGAGUCACUUGAGCCACUUGAAGUUGAGCGUGCGCAAGAGUGCGUCAAGCAAGAUGGCAGGGGCACCGCAGUGCCUGAGUACCUGCUUGAAGCCAUGCAAGAGGAGCUGACGGAAGUGGCGAUUUCCUAA